Messenger RNA from Sporisorium graminicola, 1656 nucleotides. RefSeq lists its product as uncharacterized. NCBI's taxonomy places the organism in Eukaryota, Fungi, Basidiomycota, Ustilaginomycetes, Ustilaginales, Ustilaginaceae. The record is from RefSeq and is a predicted model, not a curated record. The transcript has a single exon. The coding region runs from base 1 to 1656 and encodes 551 amino acids.
AUGGCCACUUCCAUCUCCUCCACCCACCCUUCUCUCAGCGAAAGCAUCCUCUCGCCAUCAGCAGCAACCUCGUCGUACGCCGCCUCAUCCACACUCUACUCCCUCUCCGGCACCCCAUCCUCCACCAACACCACCAGCUAUACGCUCUCUCUCAGCGGCACGGACCAUCUCCGCGACGUGUUCACCAAACGCAUCCGCAGCCUCGUCUACCUCAAGCGCACGCUACAAGGCCAGAGUGCGUGGUUUCAGGUGGUCCAGCUCAAACCGAACGAGCUCGCGUCUGUGUAUGACAAUGAUCGUAUGCACAAGCGCACGCUGCGCUACUCGUUGUUGGGGUUGAGUCUUUCCGGUAUCCUCGAAAUCGCGAACCCGAGCGAUUUGGCGAGGGCGGUCGUAUCGUUGGUUAAUGAGUUGGAGGGGUGUACAGAUGACAAUCUUGCUGCGCUGACCAGUGGUCCGAGUGCUGCGAACUUUGGUGCGCAGAGGCCGAAGAUGCGCAGCUUCUUCAAGAGUGGCAAGCAGUCGUUGAAGCGCUCGACGGCAGCGCAGGCGAUCAGCGAAUUCGGGAUGCUCGACUCGAACAUGGGUCCAGCGUCGACGUCGACUGGUAGCAACGAGCAGGCGUCGUACUUGAUGGCCCCCAACAUCCCGUUUCAGCUCGAUUUCUUCCAGACUUUCUUCACGCUAUGUGACAUGCUCACAGAGGUCUACCACAAGAUGCUAUCGUUCUUGCCGAGAGACGCUGCGGGUCAUGGUGCAGAUGCAACAACGCAGAGCUAUGGCACUUUCCCGAGGGCGUCGUCACCUCCCAUAUCGGUUCCGGCUUCGGGCCACGCAAGCCAAGAUCAAGAGAGUCGAACAGGGAGCAUCAGUCAGGCUUUCUCAACGGCGACCGCCAAUGACACAUACACAGACAGCUCUGUCGACAAAACCGGGUUUGCGAGCGCUGCAGCACCCGUGAUCAGCGGGAUGACACAAGAACUGUUGCUCAAAGCAGAUGCCAAAAUAAAAAAGGUGAUCAACGCUCAAGUUAAGGAUAUCGACAACUUCGCACGGCAGGCGAUAAAGGACGAACUAGCCUCUCUCGACCCACUUAUGAAGGAUCUUGGUCUGGGCACGCCUGCUGGCAGCGCCAACUCUGCGUCGUUGUCGCUUGCGUCAACAUCCAGAACCACCUCGGCUUUCACGAGCACCAUCCCAACCAGCAGCAGUGGUGGCGGGCAUGGCGGAGGCAGCAGCGGUCUCCCCACCUCAUCAACGUCAUCCCUCCCCUUCGGAUUCCCCGGCCAACCCUCUUCCUCCGCGCCCAUUCCCUCCUCGUCGGCUACUACCCACUCCUCAAGACUCACCAACAUCGUGCCAGCCUCCAGCCUACCCUCGCACUUCAGACGCGCCAAGCCAGACGUCGUUCGAACAUCACAAGACUCAGCGCACCAUGGGCACCAUCAGUUCAACCUCGCUUCGCUGAGCGGCGGCACGGGUGUGAGCGGAAGCGAGGACGCAGCGGAAACACCGGGCGGGAUUGGGUCGUUGAUUAGAUCGCGGUCAGGUCGGUUGCGGAGCAUCGUCAGUUCGGAUAAGGAUGCGCGGGGGGAGGAUGCGAGUGUACCCGUGUACCCAGGGAGUGCGGGGACGAGUCCCAUUAAGGAGUCGUAA